This is a messenger RNA of Candoia aspera, 1560 nucleotides long. RefSeq names its product probable G-protein coupled receptor 34. Bases 113 to 1120 code for a protein of 335 amino acids. NCBI's taxonomy places the organism in Eukaryota, Metazoa, Chordata, Lepidosauria, Squamata, Candoiidae. The record is from RefSeq and is a predicted model, not a curated record. Gene Ontology annotation, cellular component: membrane. Gene Ontology annotation, biological process: G protein-coupled receptor signaling pathway. Gene Ontology annotation, molecular function: oxysterol binding; G protein-coupled receptor activity. The transcript has 2 exons.
AGCUUUAGGGCUCAGCAGGCUGAACAUGUUUUAGGAAAUUCUCAAAAGAGACUUUGAAAAGCUGUGUGAAAGCUAAGCUGUGAACUCAGUCCUCAUCAGGGUGAAUGUCUGAAUGGAGCUGCCAAGAGGUAUGUGCAUCCAUUCCUGUCUUGGCGAGAACCCCAGAAAUGGAUCCAACUCAUCUAAUGAAUCCACAUGUGGAAUCCAGGAUGGCUUUCUUAUGGAGACCCUGCCUGCAAUGUACUCGAUCAUUGCCCUCAUUGGUUUCAUCAGCAACCUCCUGGCCCUCUGGGUGUUCACUUUUGGCACUCUGAAGACAAACUCCAUCACCGUGUACAUGAAACACCUGGCUGUCGCUGACCUCUUGCUCGCCCUUUGUUUGCCCUUCCGGGCGGCUUACCAAAAGCACAACGGUCCUCCCGCUCUCUGCAAAAUGAUAGGCAUGAUCUUCUACAUCACCAUGUAUGUCAGCAUUUUGCUUCUCAGCUUGAUCAGCCUGGACCGCUACUUCAAAAUCAUCAGGCCCCUUCAACAGUUCCGAAUCCACACUGUGCCAUUCAGCAUUGCCAUCUCCAUGGUGAUGUGGCUGAUCUGCAUUGCCACGAUGCUUUGCUUCCUUUUGGACAGCAAUGCAAGCGGGCCCUGUGACAAGUGCUUCCACUUCAAGUACAGAACCAGCACUGCGGGCAUACUCAAUAUGACGGCUGUGGCCAUUUUUUUCCUUUUGCUGUUCCUUUUGCUUUAUUCCUACGGCAAAAUCUCGCUUAGGCUCCGUGCGGUCUCUUUAAAGAAAACGCAGCAGCACAGUAAGAGGAUGAGCACCCGAGCUGUCAUAAAGACUUUUGUAGUCUUGGUCGUCUUCAUCGUAUGCUUCGUCCCCUAUCAUAUGGUCCGAGUACCCUACAUCCUUGCCCAGCUGAGGAUCAUUUCUGAGCAGAAAGUACAGGCCCUCCAUCUUGCAAAUGAACUGGUUCUUUGCAUUUCAACCCUCAACUGUUGUUUUGACCCUGUGAUUUUUUUCUUUCUGUCCAGCAGUUUCAAGAGAUCCCUGUUGGACACCACCCUUCGGAAGCUAAAGUGGGCUUCCCGAAAUAACCAGGGAGCAUUAUAUGUCAGAUAAUCCAUUACAGACUUUGGGGUCCAGGAAAGUGGAGUUGCAUAACUAGGAUGAAUUUCUGGGUAUUAGUUCUUUGUACUAGAUCAGCCUUCCUCAAGAUGGUGACUACCAGAAGUUGAUGGACGGCAGAGAUUAAAAGCCCUAGUUAAGGAUUUCUAAUCCAACAAUUCCAGAAGACACCAGGGCACAGAAAGCUGGCUUAGACAUCAUCCAGUUAAGAUGCUGAUAUAUUUUAAGAGAAGAUAAAAGCCAGUGAUGGGAUUUUUAAUCCCUACUGGGGAUAUGCAUACAUUUGAUUUUUUUUUCUGAGAAGAACGUGGACAAAACAAAAAGGAAAGAGGAUUUAUAUUAAAAAUAGUUUGUGAGAGAAAGCAAAACUGACAAAUUUUGUAUGUCUAGACAGAGAACUGAGUGCAUUGCUCUUAAAAGUUAGUUAAGCUGUU